Molecule: messenger RNA, 1323 nt
Organism: Nicotiana tabacum (common tobacco)
Lineage: Eukaryota; Viridiplantae; Streptophyta; Magnoliopsida; Solanales; Solanaceae
Source: RefSeq, a predicted model, not a curated record
CAAUAAAUUCAAUUUCCUCUGCUCUCACAAUAAAAACAUGUCAUACACAAUAAUAAUAAUCUCUUCCUUCCAAAAAAAAAGGAAACUCGGAGAGACCAAAGCUUUGAUCAGAUGGCGAAGUUCCCUUCAAUUCCCCAUGUGCAAGAGACUGGGCAUAGGCGUGUGACAGUACAUAGCAGCCACGGUGAAGAACUUGUGGGUGUGCUACAUGAAACAAAUUCCCUGGAGCUUGUAAUUAUCUGCCAUGGCUUCAAGUCAUCGAAGGAUCGGAUUCCUAUGGCGAAUCUUGCUGCUGCUUUAGAGAAAGAAGGAAUCAGUGCCUUCCGCUUUGACUUUGCAGGAAAUGGUGAAAGCGAAGGCUCCUUUCAGUAUGGUAACUACCGUAGAGAAGCUGAUGAUCUUCGUGCCGUAGUUGAGCACUUUCAUGAGGAGAAACGUUUCAUAGCAGCAAUAGUUGGUCAUAGCAAAGGAGGAAAUGCUGUGCUCUUGUAUGCUUCGAGGUACAAGGAUGUACAAACUGUCAUUAAUAUAUCUGGCCGCUUCAAUCUUGAGAGAGGGAUAGAGGGCCGCUUGGGCAGAGACUUUAAAGAAAAGAUAAAGCAGGAUGGUUUUAUUGAUGUUAUAAAUAGAAAAGGAAGGUUAGAGUAUCGUGUCACUGAGGAAAGCUUGAUGGACCGUCUUACAACUGAUACUCGUGGAGCAUGUCUAAGUAUCCCCCAAAGCUGCAGGGUGUUGACAAUCCAUGGUACAAUGGACGAAAUGGUGCCAGUUGAAGAUGCAAUGGAAUUUGCCAAGAAUGUGCCAAAUCAUAAAUUGCACAUUAUCGAAGGAGCUGAUCAUGAAUUCACCAUGCAUCAAGAUGAGUUGGCUUCACUUGUGGUGGCUUUUGUGAAAGAGGGUCUAUGUGGAGACUACAUGGCUCUGCCAUCUGAGUCAUGCAAAAGAACAAGUGGAUAUAUACAUUCACGAUUCUGAUCGAUAUCCUUUGCUGUAUACAGUGUACCAUUUACCGACAACACCAAGUAGACAGUAGAAUAGGCUUGUAAGUGAGCAUAGGCCCUGCUGUGACCUUUUAUCUCAUCACUAAUGAAAGAAAGUUUUGACGGACUGAAUGCCAAAACUCAGUUCAAAAUGAGAAUUGCAGGACCUGUUAGUAGUAUUUGAGAAUGUAUAGAUACUGCAUAUAAUUGGGAAGAAAACAAGAAAAGUUUAUGGUAAUAGAAUUAGGUUCUUUUUGUCUCUGUUUUUCCUGGGAAGAAGCACGUUUCAACAUCCUUUGAAUUACUGUAGAAUUUCAUAUCAAAGAUGGUGAACAUUGAUUUA